AUGCCUAAACGUAUACCAACACCUGAACCCGGGCCAGACGAGCCCAAAUACUAUACCGUCGUCCAUCCUUAUCCGCCACAUCUCGACUGGCAGUUGGAUGAAGAUUGUCGCGAGUUUGGGCGGUGGAUUGCGUGUUGCUUGGGUGGCGAGGGCAACGAGGCGUACUUCUUUGCGUUGUUUUGGAAGCCGAGUGCGCGCGGGCAAGUGAUCAUUGAGAUCGCACGCGACUUUGAAUUCCCGGAACGGCUGCUGGGGGAGCACAGAUGGGCUGGGUUCCUCAAGAAGCCAAUGGGAGAAGAACAUACCGGAAAGUCGGCGAUAUUCUAUUCGACGUAUAACUCUGGUCGGGCGGUACAGAAAGAUGGCUGGAGGAAAGUGGAAGUGAAGGAUUCGUGGUUCCGCGCGUGGCGGCCUCAGAGCUGCAACAUGGUCUUUCCUUACCCACUUCCUGUUUGGUGUCAGGUGCCCCCCGAAGACCGCACCACCAAGCCAAUGUGUAGACCGCUGCCAGGAAGUGUUGUCACCCCGCCACUGCCUGUUGUCGUUCCCCCACCAGCACGAGCAGUUCCAGGCUCUUCUGCUUGGCUGACACAAAGGGAUACGCCUUCUGCAGGUGGACGCGGGCGAGGACGUAGCAAUGGCGGCGCUCCACCACUUCAACAACGCAAAACGGAGAGGAAUAUUCCUGCUUCGUCAACAGCACCUUGGCACCACACAAACACCCCAACAACCCGUUCUAUCCUUCCCAAAAUUUCCCCGAGCGACGCCAGCAUUCCGGCAGCGGUGCGUCACGUGUUGAGCCCACGUGAGUCGGACAAUGCGUACAUCGACGAGUUGUAUAACCACGAAGACGAAAAUGACCCCGAUCUUUACGUCCCUGACUGGGAGCGCGCCACGUCGAGUAACCCGCUCCUGCCGGCCAACUCAUCGCGACAACGGACCCCCAACUUGGACAAUGAUCCGCUGACUGCGAUGUGUCCAGUCACUGGCCACGGGCGCACGUGCAAGAAGGGCAUAUGCACAGAGCGCGCCAAGAUGGUCAGGAGGGUCCAGCACAGAGACGCCGAAGAGAAGCGGGCCAAGGAGCGGAAGGAGAAAGAGCACCAAAAACGAAGAGAUAAGAUACGCGCCGAAUCGCAGGCUGCGGAAAGCAAGCUGCAAGAGGACCUGGAUUACCAGCGAUGGGAUGAGAACACCGGGAUUUCUGAGGAGCAAGCGAAAUGGGAAAAUGGAGAUUGGGACGGAAAUGGGUGGGGUGGGGACGACUCAAGUUGGCAACCAAAAGAGGCGGCUGACGGGCAGCAAGAGGAGACGGCCACUCCUAGCAUUGAUGAGGUGAAAGACGAGCCUGUGCCGCCUGCAGAAGAGCAGCCGGAACAGAAGGAGGAGACCACGAAAGUAUGGUCGACCAAACGCAAAUCUCGCAAGGCGAAAGUUACACCUGAUAAGGGCACCGCUUCUCAGGCAGAAACUCCGAGCGAGACCAUCCGCGAGCCAGAGACGAUAUCAUCAGGCCCGGAAACUAACAAGCUGGAUUGGGCGGAUGAUGUCGAGGCGAUGUAUACUCCAGAGACCAAGACGGACCAACCGAGCAAUGCCACUGAACCAGCAACUAAUGGAGAGGCUUCGAACAAGAAGAAAGGGAAGGGCGGAUGGACGAGGCAGCGGGCGAGGAAGACUGCUGUCGUAAAUGCGUGA
Molecule: messenger RNA, 1698 nt
Organism: Mycena indigotica
Lineage: Eukaryota; Fungi; Basidiomycota; Agaricomycetes; Agaricales; Mycenaceae
Exons: 7
Coding region: 1-1698 (565 amino acids)
Source: RefSeq, a predicted model, not a curated record